GACUUCUUAUUGGCUAAGGGACAAGCUGCAGUAAGCAGACUUUCUGUGAAGUUUAGAGAAAAUUAUCUGUGCCUUUAAUCAGAAAAAAUACAAGACUUAGUUGGAGUCCAUCAAGCCUAGACAUUCUUGUAGACUUCCAGGCUUGUUUGACUGGGUGAUAUAUUUGAUCUAUAGCAGAGGGAAAUAGCAGCAUAUUGGGUACAAAAUUAUUAGAAUGGGCAUGAUGACACUUUUUGGUCUCUGCUCCACCAUGGGGCUCUGGUCCAGAAUAUCUGCUGGACCUGCCAGCUCUGUCAUGAUAUUAUUUCUAGUUAAACAGGCCAAAGCAUCUCUGCUGGAAAAAACAACUACCGGAUGGAACAAAUAUAAACAAGAAUGCUUGAAAAUGCUACAGGAAUCAACUGUAGAUGCUGGAAUACAUUGCAAUGGAACAUUUGAUCAGUUUGUUUGCUGGCCUUACUCACCCCCGGGAAAUGUCUCUGUUCCCUGUCCUUCCUAUUUGCCAUGGUUGGAAAAUGGAAGUGCAGGAAAUGUAUACAGAGUCUGCUUGGAUGAAGGAAUUUGGCAAACAAAGGAAAACUCCACAGACAUUUGGCGUGAUAGUUCAGAAUGUUCUGAGGAAACUCAUUUCAGAAAAAAAGAAGAAGAACAUCAAUUACUUACUACACUACAGCUGUUGUACACUAUAGGAUAUUAUUUUUCUCUCAUCUCACUUGUAUUAGCUCUCCUUAUACUUUCUUUGCUCAGAAAACUUCACUGCACAAGAAACUACAUCCAUAUGAAUUUAUUUGUGUCUUUUAUCUUGCGUGCCACAGCAGUUCUUAUAAAAGACACUGUACUUUACAAUAUUUACUCCAAAAGACCAAAUGAUGAAACUGGAUGGAUAUUAUACCUCAGUCCUGAGAUUUUAAUAAUUUGCAGGACUGCCCAGUUUUUCAUGCAUUACUUUGCUGGGGCAAAUUAUUUUUGGCUAUUGGUAGAAGGAACUUAUCUCCAUACAUUAUUGAUUACUGCUGUACUCUCCGAAAGGCGACUGCUACAGACAUAUAUUGUGAUAGGAUGGGUUGUUCCUAUUCUGUUUGUGGGCCCGUGGGGAAUAAGCAGAUCAAAAUUGGAGAACACGGGGUGCUGGGGAACAAAUGAGCACAUGGGAAUCUGGUGGAUCAUCCGAGGACCUAUGUUGUUUUCCAUUACAGUUAAUUUUGGCAUCUUCUUAAAAAUUCUAAGGAUGCUGAUUUCCAAACUGAAAGCCCAGCAGAUGAGCUUUCAUGACUACAAAUACAGAUUGGCAAGAUCUACACUUGUUCUGAUUCCAUUGUUGGGGAUUCAUGAAUUUAUAUUUACCUUCAUCACUGAUGAACAGGUGCAAGGACUUUCAAGACAUAUCAGACUUUUCAUUCAGCUGACAAUGAGCUCAUUUCAUGGUUUUUUUGUAGCAGUUUUAUAUUGCUUUGCCAAUGGAGAGGUGAAAGCAGAACUCCAGAAACAGUGGUCCCGCUUCCUGCUGGCAGACCCCUUUGGUUGUAAACUCUGCUUUCUUGGAGAAAACAUAAAAUACCUCAGGAAAUGUUCACAGAAACAGAAAAAAAAGCACCCCAACAGCAAACACUUGUGCUUGGAGGAGAGUAAGCCCUGGGGCAUGCAGCUCCAGCAGGUUCUGGCAAACCAGAGGACAGAUCAAUGCUCAGAGCCAGGCUGUAGGCUUCCAUCUCAUCUGCGGGCAAGUGUGUCAGACAGCAGUGAAGGAGAAGUCACCACUGGAGAGACAACUGAGGAAGUGGUCUUUGAAGAAAGUGAGAUUUAGAAAGCAGUCCACUGACAGCACCUAUCAACAGCCAUGGUAUUUUGAAAGAGCCUCUUCUUUCAUCUCCAGGCUGUACAGUCCUUCUGACAUGCUUAAUGCAAAGAGAAAGCAGACGUAUUACUUGCUAGCAGUUAAUACCCCAAAUGUCCCUGUUUUCUUAAUCUGAGAAAAAUCUGAAUGUUCCUAACCUGUGCAGCCAGGGUAGAAGAGGCUCAUUGGAUCAAACAAAUCCUUUGGGUCUACCAGUCUAGAUGAUAAAUGAUGAUAAGAGACAUGUACACAGGGGAGCAAGAUAUAUGCUGAAAAUGAACAGAUUCUGGUCAUUGUGUCCCCUAUCAGCUUCAUCCAUACAUGUCCACCAUUCUAUUCACAUAAUAGAGAAGUCGUUAGUUAUUUGUUUCUCUCUCUCUCUCUCUCUCUCUCUUUUUUUUUUUUUUUUAGCUGUAUAUUUCAUAGAGAUACUUGAUUAGAAGACUUUUUCUCUCUGCCAACUGAAAUCAUUCCCCAUCUCAAAAAAUCAGUUUCAGGUCAACCCAGAUACGUUUUAUUUAAGCAACAUGGAAUAAUUUAUAUAUAAAGAAAGCUCAGGAUGAAACAAACUUUUGCUUGUAUGUUUAAACUUCUUACCUUACAGUUAGUGCUGGAAAAGCCAUUAUGAAAUGAAAGACCAAAAAGGUUUUGUUCUUUUUUUUUAAAUGCCCAAAUGAAACAUUUUGACACACAUUUUUGUUUUAUUUUUGUUUUCGCUGUUUUAUGACACAAGCCACGCACUGUGAUGCAUUUUCAGGUUUGCUCUACCUGUCCUGCAGAUAUCCUUUAUGAUUUGGCCCAAAUAAUGACAUUUAUGUCAUUGGGGGAAAUGGGCUGCUUCCAACUUCUUCCUGAAGUACCCAAAAUGGAUAAUGGAUAAUGAAAAAAUUUUGAUUAUUACAUAUAGCUCACCUGGAGACCUGAAUAAUUCAGUUUUUUUAACAUUCAAUCAGUCUGCAAGUCUUUCAGUAUGUCAAGCCACUUGACAUACUGAAAGAAGAAAAGGAAAAGGCAAAAUAAAGAUCAGCAGACAAUAUUUACCUACAAUAUAAAUGCAUACCCCAGGCACAAACACAUGUAAUUACCUAGCUCACAUCUAGUUACAUAGCAUUUGUUAUGAUUAUUUCCUGUGCUUUACUGGCAAACGCUCUAAGUGCUAGCAUAUGUCAUAAAAACAGAUGAUCUUUUACAGUCUUAAUGAUUCUAUGAUUAUACGAAAACAUCAAAUAUCACCUAAAAAUUUUUCAGGGCUGCUCAUGGACUCCAUUCUCCCACCACUCCUUCUUUCCACCAGGUGCCAACAAUGUAGCUGCCCUAGCUUUCCCUGUGUCUGCAUCUCCCCAUGGUGCAGCUUUGUCCUUAGAUCUCCACUGACAGCUUUACAAAUGGCAUUUUUCUGAGAUAAGCUGCCUAUGACUUUGAUGUGUUGUUUGAGCAGACUCAGUUUAUGAAGCUUAUGUAACUUAGUAAUGCUUUUUGAAGUAUUUGUCAGUCUGCAGGUGUUCAGACCUGUAAAUAUUACCAGCUGUGACAUACUACUUUCUUGCAGAGACCAUAUAAAUUCAUUGACUAACACUAGAUCAAGACUAUGUUUUAACAAAAAUAUUUCUGGUACUUUUAGAAAAGCAUUUCUUUUACAUUUUUAUCAGUGUUAAGAAUGUAGCCUCUUUAAUCAAUACAAGGCUGUAUGUUUAGAUAAAAUAUUAAUUAAAAGUAAAUAUUAAAACGUU
Molecule: messenger RNA, 3564 nt
Organism: Anas platyrhynchos (mallard)
Lineage: Eukaryota; Metazoa; Chordata; Aves; Anseriformes; Anatidae
Gene: GLP2R
Product: glucagon like peptide 2 receptor
Biological process (GO): cell surface receptor signaling pathway; adenylate cyclase-modulating G protein-coupled receptor signaling pathway
Cellular component (GO): plasma membrane
Molecular function (GO): peptide hormone binding; glucagon receptor activity
Source: RefSeq, a predicted model, not a curated record